AUGUUCACCAACUCAAGAAAACUGAAAAGAUAUUUGGCAUUUCUGGUGUCUCUCUGCCUCCUUUAUGUAUUUGGAGCCUUUCACCAUUUACUAGAACGUGAUUUUUACGACGAUUUUCACUAUCCUUAUGAUGGGGAGAUAGAAUCGUUUGUGGAGAGCCUGAAAGCCCAUUCAAUACCGGAUGUAGCACCAAUAAACAUGUAUUAUUUUGAAUACAGUAAAACUUGCCAUGAAAAAUGUGCCAGAGUGAAAGAGAUAAGGCUGGUAUAUCUCAUCAAGUCCUCCCCAGAGAAUUUUGAUCGGCGUAAUGCUAUAAGAAGCUCUUGGGGGUAUGAGCGACGAUUUUCAGAUGUGGAGAUAAGAACUGUAUUUUUGGUAGGCAAUCGAGACUCAAAAAGUUUACAAGAUUCUCUGAAUGAGGAGUAUUCCAAGUAUAAAGAUAUAGUCCAUGCGAACUUCACAGAUACUUACUACAAUAACACUUACAAAACCAUGAUGGGCUUACAGUGGGCUACUAAAUUCUGUUCUAACUCUAAAUUCUACAUGUUUGUUGAUGAUGACUACUAUGUUUCUACAAAAAACGUACUUAGGUUUGUUCGGUACCCCACUAACUAUCCAAAAUACUUGAAAGAUCCAUUUGGAACAAUGAAUGAACUCCUCAAAAUUGGACGUAGACCACAGGAAUUGACUUUUGAGCUGGAAAAUGAUGUUAGGCUGUACACUGGGUGUUUAGUUGACUCUUCCCCUCUUAGACAUUUGACCAGCAAAUGGUAUGUGUCAUUAAAAGAGUAUCCUUAUCACAAGUGGCCUGUUUAUAUUACUGCUGGGGCUUAUGUUUUGUCCAGAGCAGCCUUGAUAGAUAUGUACUAUACAAGUUUUUACACUGAACAUUUUAGGUUUGAUGAUAUUUACCUAGGAUUGUUGGCAUACAAGGCCAAAAUUGAGCCUUUACAUUGUGAGGAAUUUUAUUUCUAUAGGAAGGAUUAUGACAAAUUUAGGUUCAAAUAUGUUGUAGCUAGUCAUGGAUAUGGAGAUCCUAGAGAGUUACUCCAUAUUUGGACUGAGCAGAAAAGUUUAGGAAAUGUAUAA
Phaedon cochleariae (mustard beetle) is the source of this 1089-nucleotide messenger RNA. NCBI's taxonomy places the organism in Eukaryota, Metazoa, Arthropoda, Insecta, Coleoptera, Chrysomelidae. The record is from the annotation of a GenBank genome assembly.